UACUGGAAAUUAAAGUUAGAAGUUAGAAUUGCAUUAUUUGGCAACAAGGUACAUCAAAUUCGCUGCUGUGUCCUUCCAGCGUUCGCCAGAUUUUUAUUUAUCGUCGUCUCAAUUUUGCUUUCCGAUAAUUCUGCUCAAAUUUCAAACCAUUUUCUUUGUUGGAUUGCGACUUGCUGUUUCGCUGCUUGGGAGCUGAAGUGAAGCAAUGGCAUCCGAUCAACAGCAGCCCGUUCUAUCUUCCUUCGGAAAGAUUGGACAUUCAUCUGGUGAGAUUGGUGAUGCCGAGGAGCCUUUGGUUUUUGUUGAAUCUAAAAAUUCAGAGAACUACUCUGUCACGGCUGCAAUCUUACCAUUUUUAUUUCCAGCUCUUGGAGGACUACUUUUUGGCUAUGAUAUUGGUGCAACAUCUUGUGCUACAAUUUCCAUAAAGUCAGCAUCAUCUAGUGGAAUAUCAUGGUACAACUUAUCUUCUGUGGAAUUUGGUCUUGUAACUAGCGGUUCCUUAUAUGGUGCCUUGAUUGGCUCUGUCUUGGCUUUUAAUGUUGCUGAUUUUCUAGGGAGAAGAAGGGAGCUGAUUCUCUCCGCUUUACUGUAUCUUGUUGGAGCUAUCGUAACAGCACUUGCUCCUGACUUUGCUGUUUUGAUAAUUGGGCGCCUCAUAUAUGGAACAGGAAUUGGACUGGCAAUGCAUGCAGCACCAAUGUACAUCGCUGAAACUUCCCCCAGUAAGAUACGCGGGCGAUUAGUCUCUCUCAAAGAGUUUUUUAUAGUAAUUGGAAUAGUUGUGGGUUAUGGCAUUGGUAGUCUUUUAGUUGAAGUGGUUGCUGGUUGGCGCUACAUAUAUGCAGCCAGUACCCCUAUUGCAUUGGUCAUGGGAGUCGGAAUGUGGUGGCUACCAUCAUCUCCCAGGUGGCUACUUUUAUGUGCCAUACAGAGAAAAGGAAAUACACAGGAAUUGAAAGAGAAAGCUAUAAGCUGCUUGUACCGGCUACGGGGUCCAGUUUUUGGCGAGAAAGCUUCUGAAGAAGUGGAUGAAAUUUUGGAUGAGCUCUCUUUUCUUGGUGAAUCAGAGGGAGCAACAAUAGGGGACAUAUUUCAAGGAAAGUGCUUGAAGGCCCUAAUAAUUGGUUCAGGAUUAGUAUUGUUUCAACAGAUAACUGGUCAGCCAAGUGUGCUAUAUUAUGCAUCCUCAAUCUUUCAGACUGCAGGAUUCUCUGCAGCUUCAGAUGCAACACGGGUGUCAAUUUUACUUGGCUUGUUGAAGCUAUUUAUGACUGGAGUAGCUGUUCUUGUUGUUGAUAGACUUGGAAGGAGGCCUUUACUCCUUGGAGGUGUAUCUGGGAUUGGGAUCUCUUUGUUCCUCCUUGGAUCGUAUUACCUUUUCCUGGACCAUGUGCCUGCUGUGGCUGUAGCUGCGCUCUUGCUAUAUGUUGGUUGUUACCAGCUGUCUUUUGGUCCCAUUGGUUGGUUAAUGAUUUCAGAGAUUUUCCCUCUGCGACUGAGAGGUCGGGGGCUCAGCAUAGCAGUGCUUGUGAAUUUUGGAUCAAAUGCUAUUGUGACGUUUGCCUUUUCUCCCUUAGAGGAGUUGCUUGGACCUGGAAUUCUGUUUUUCAUUUUUGGCGUGAUAGCCAUUCUGUCUCUCAUCUUUAUAUUCUUCAUUGUACCGGAGACAAAGGGACUGACCCUCGAGGAAAUUGAAGCUAAGUGCCUCUAAACUCAAGUUAUCUGCAGAACUUGAAGCAAAAUAGAGAUAUGUCCUAUACCAUCUCUUACUGAAAGUUCUAAAUUUGUAGAUUGAAUUUGAUUGUACUGAUGUUCUAGGUACCUAAGAGCUGAGAUCUUUCGCUGUUGAUGUGUAUUCGCCGUUUGUUUUCAACUUAAUAAGUAGGCAGGGCAAUGGGUCAACCGAAUAUUUGAUGCCUGCGGCACUUCGUCGCUUUAAUUGGUUAUGAGUUAUUUAUGAAGAUCAUUCUAGUAUUUUCAAUGUAGAGAAGUUCGAAAUCGAGCAUAGCUUAAGUAGAUAAGACGCCUAUUAUCAUCCUUAAAGUUGAUGAUUCGAUCUCUUGCUCCUGCAAUUGUUGUACUCAAAAUAUAUAUAUAUGUAUGUUAUCGUUUGUGGAA
Molecule: messenger RNA, 2121 nt
Organism: Momordica charantia (bitter melon)
Lineage: Eukaryota; Viridiplantae; Streptophyta; Magnoliopsida; Cucurbitales; Cucurbitaceae
Product: D-xylose-proton symporter-like 2
Biological process (GO): D-glucose transmembrane transport
Cellular component (GO): membrane
Molecular function (GO): D-glucose transmembrane transporter activity
Source: RefSeq, a predicted model, not a curated record